This is a messenger RNA of Nylanderia fulva, 3215 nucleotides long. Its product is annotated as cytoplasmic aconitate hydratase. NCBI's taxonomy places the organism in Eukaryota, Metazoa, Arthropoda, Insecta, Hymenoptera, Formicidae. The record is from RefSeq and is a predicted model, not a curated record.
CCCGGUAUAAAACGUUAUAUACGCACGACGGGGCCGACGUGAGACGUGGACGUGACUUGUGCAGUGACAAUCAUGGCUGGGAUAAAUCCUUAUAAGCAUCUACUAAAAUCCAUUAAAAUUGGACAAAAAGAAUGCCAAUAUUAUGAUAUUGGCAGUUUUGGGACAAAAUAUGACAGACUGCCAUUCUCUAUUCGAGUUCUCUUGGAAAGUGCUGUACGUAAUUGCGAUGACUUUCAAGUAACAAAAAGUGAUGUUGAGAAAAUUUUGGAUUGGGAAAACAAUCAAGCUGUCCAAGAUGGAGUUGAAGUGGCUUUUAAACCAGCAAGAGUCAUAUUACAAGACUUUACUGGAGUACCAGCAGUCGUGGAUUUUGCUGCAAUGAGAGAUGCUGUGAAGAAACUUGGUGGUGAUCCUGAUAAAAUUAAUCCAGUCUGUCCAUCUGAUCUUGUGAUCGAUCAUUCGAUACAAGUCGAUUUUAUAAGAAGUACUGAUGCCUUAAAAAAGAAUGAAGAACUUGAAUUUGAGAGAAACAAGGAACGCUUUUUGUUUCUCAAAUGGGGUGCAAAGGCAUUUGAAAAUAUGUUAAUUGUACCACCUGGAAGUGGUAUCAUUCAUCAAGUGAAUUUGGAAUAUUUGGCAAGAGUAGUAUUUGAUUUCAACAAUCUUCUGUAUCCUGACAGUGUAGUCGGUACUGAUUCUCACACUACUAUGGUCAAUGGUCUCGGUGUGCUUGGAUGGGGAGUUGGUGGGAUUGAAGCAGAAGCUGUUAUGCUUGGUCAAGCAAUUUCUAUGUUGAUACCAAAAGUUGUAGGAUAUAAAUUGGAGGGUGUAUUGAAUCAGUAUGCUACAUCCACUGAUCUUGUUCUUACAAUUACAAAGAAUUUGCGACAAGUCGGAGUGGUUGGAAAAUUCGUUGAAUUCUUUGGGUCGGGAGUAUCGCAAUUAAGUAUUGCGGAUCGUGCUACUAUAUCUAAUAUGUGUCCAGAAUAUGGAGCAACCGUAGGCUUCUUUGCAGUAGAUGAACAAAGUUUAGCAUAUCUCAAACAAACAGGUCGAUCAGAUGAACAUAUUAAUCGAAUUGAGAAGUAUCUUAGAAGCGUACGCAUGCUAAGGAAUUACGAUGACGCGAGUCAGGAUCCAAUCUUCUCGGAAGUGGUCACUUUGGACUUGAGCACUGUAGUUUCAAGCGUCAGCGGACCUAAAAGACCGCACGAUAGAGUUUCAGUCUCCGACAUGCAAAUAGAUUUCAGAAACUGUCUCGUAAACAAGAUAGGAUUCAAGGGCUACGGUUUAACUCCGGAAAAGGUAAAUACUAUGGUAAAAUUUGAGUAUGAAGGAAAAGAUUACAAGUUGAAACAUGGUUCGGUGGUCAUAGCGGCGAUUACCAGUUGUACAAAUACUAGCAACCCAAGUGUUAUGCUUGGCGCAGGUCUUCUUGCUAAAAAAGCAGUAGAAGCUGGUUUAAAUGUCGAGCCGUAUAUAAAAACAUCAUUAUCACCUGGUUCCGGAGUCGUGACUUAUUAUCUUGAAGAAAGCGGAGUAAUCCCGUACUUAACAAAGUUGGGAUUCGAUAUCGUGGGUUAUGGAUGUAUGACCUGUAUUGGAAACAGCGGUCCGCUUGAUGAUGUUAUUGUCGAAACUAUCGAAAAAAAUGAACUUGUUUGCUGUGGUGUUCUAUCGGGUAACAGAAAUUUUGAAGGCAGAGUACAUCCGAACACUCGAGCAAAUUAUCUAGCGUCUCCACUUUUAGUAAUAGCAUAUGCUAUCGCCGGCACCGUAGAUUUCGAUUUUGAAAAGCAGUCAUUAGGUCACAAGCCCGACGGUACUCCGAUAUAUUUACGAGAUAUAUGGCCGACCAGGGCGGAAAUUCAAGCUGUAGAACAGAAAUAUGUCAUUCCGGCUAUGUUCAAAGAAGUUUAUGGUAAAAUCGAACAGGGCAGCAGCAAUUGGGCGAAUUUGAUAGCGCCUAGUGGCAAAUUAUAUCCAUGGGAUGUUAAUUCAACGUACAUUAAAAAUCCGCCUUAUUUCGAUAACUUGCAAAAGAAGCUGCCUCAAAUCAAACCGGUCACGAGAGCGCGAGUACUCGUGAAUCUUGGAGAUUCUGUUACGACCGAUCACAUUAGUCCAGCUGGUAGUAUCGCGCGUAAUUCACCAGCGGCGAGAUAUCUAGCGAGUCGCGGCUUGACACCAAGAGAUUUCAAUUCUUACGGUUCGCGUAGAGGGAACGACGCUGUAAUGGCACGAGGCACAUUUGCUAACAUUCGUCUGGUGAACAAAUUCAUUGGUAAAGCGGGACCACGAACAAUCUACAUUCCAACUAACGAAGAAAUGGACGUAUUUGAUGCAGCCGAAAAAUACGCAAAGGAUGGGACGACUCUGAUUGCUCUAGUUGGCAAGGAAUAUGGAUCCGGAUCUUCUAGAGAUUGGGCUGCUAAGGGACCGUAUCUGCUUGGUAUUCGAGCGGUCAUAGCCGAGUCGUAUGAAAGAAUACAUAGAUCCAACCUUGUGGGUAUGGGCAUUGUUCCACUGCAGUAUCUUCCUGGAGAAAACGCAGAGUCCUUAGGUUUAACUGGUUAUGAACAAUACGACAUCGCGAUUCCCGAGAACUGUCAACCCGGAGAAAAGAUUACUGUGAGCACUGAUGAUGGCAAGAAGUUCGAUGUGAUCGCACGAUUCGAUACAGAAGUUGAUUUGACCUAUUUCAAACACGGUGGUAUUCUCAAUUAUAUGAUUAGAACAAUGCUUUGAUUUUUUAAAAGAGAAUAUAAAUGAUUUUUUUUUUUAAGAUUACUUAAGGAGAUACUUAAUAUAUUGGUUUUGGAUAUAAAAUAUAUCUCUUUUAAGAAAGAUUUUGAAAAUUCAUAAAUGCACAAGGGAAAAAUAAGUAUACAAUAAUUUAUAGGCACUAUUGUAACAAAUUGUUUACUAUUUUUUUUCCAUCCAAAACGAUCAAUGCAAUUAUAUUUGUGCAUAUUAUUUAUAUCAUAACAUACCAAAUUUUUAUUAUUGUACCAAUUAUUUUUAUUGGUUUUAAUAUUCAAACUCGUUGCGCGAAGUUUAUUAUGAACAUCUUUGAGAAAAUUAAAUUGUAUUGUUCGAAAAAUGAAUUUUUUUAUAUUUUAUAUAAUCGUUAUCUUAUAUUACAUAUGCAUAGAGAAAAUUAUUGUCUUCGCUUUUGUGUAUGUAUUGCAAUAAUAAUAAAUUGUUGCAAAAUU